Molecule: messenger RNA, 759 nt
Organism: Penicillium vulpinum
Lineage: Eukaryota; Fungi; Ascomycota; Eurotiomycetes; Eurotiales; Aspergillaceae
Product: PX domain-containing protein YPT35
Exons: 6
Coding region: 1-759 (252 amino acids)
Cellular component (GO): endosome
Molecular function (GO): phosphatidylinositol-3-phosphate binding
Source: RefSeq, a predicted model, not a curated record
AUGAAAGGAAAUGUCUUGGAACUUACUGAACUUGAGUUCCGAUCCUCUUUCGAGAACAAGGCGAGGAAUGGAGAGCACCCGAGGAGGCCGGACCGGCAUCUAAGCCGCACCACCCCCUCCUCCCCACACUCAGAUAUCCAGGCCGACCCCGCACUCCGACCUGAGACCGAUAACACCCAUGACAAUUCAACCCUCGGCACAAACCCACACAGCCAGCAUGGCACGCCGCAGAGCUCCGCAUCCUCCGCCUCGGCAACAUCCCGCCCUGUCUCCGUCGUAGUGCCCCCCUACUGGCGCCGACACGAGCACAAUCCCUCUCAUGCGUCGCAGUCAUCUCUGCGUGCCGCUGCUCGCAUCACUCUGGAAGAUCAUACUGCCGACCCAAACUCGGAGACGAGUCGUGGGCUCUGGGCGAGUAGUGUUUCCAUUGAUGAUCAUGUUGUUGUGCGGGGUAUGACUGGAGUGGGGUCUUAUGUUGUUUGGAAUUGUACAGUCCAGACCCUUGAUGGUGGCCCGAUUAUUGUUCGGAUGAGAUACUCCGAGUUCGAUGACCUGCGCCAGCGUUUGGUUGAUUCUUUCCCGCACGCAAGGAGUGCAUUGCCUGCAUUGCCGCCGAAGAGUGUUAUAUAUAAAUUCCGACCAAAGUUCCUGGAAUCAAGGCGUGUGGGCCUGGAGUAUUUCCUCAACUGCGUCCUUUUAAACCCAGAGUUCUCAGGCUCUCCUAUCGUCAAAGACUUCCUUUUUGGUCGUAUUUGUUAA